AUGUUGAACAUUCUUCCAUUCCGAACUUCUCUUUUCGGAAGACUUUCAUGUUCUUCUUCAUUCUUCGGAUCAUCAUCAACCACUGCAUGGUUUCAUCAACAUCAUCCUUCGUUUCUUUUAUGUACUAGAAAAACGUUCUUCUCUCAUCAACCCCAUCAUUCCUAUGCAACCGUUGUCGUUUCCAAACGACCCAAUCGCAAGAACAACGAUGAACAUGAUGAUGAUGAAUUGAAUGAUGAUAUUCCUUCCCAAUUACCAUCCUCCGUACAACCUUCCCUAUCGGAACAUGAUUCUUUUGUAUUAACUCUUCCCGUAACCUCCACCAGACAAAAAAUAUUUAAAGAACUUGGUCAUUUACCUCCCGUAUUGAAUCAAGUAGAGAAGGAAAAAAGAGCUUGUUCCGAACGAGUUUCAAAAUAUUUAUCGAGAAUGGGAGUGUGUUCCAAGCAACAAGGAGUGGAAUUGAUUAAAGAAGGAGUUGUAAAAGUGAAUGGAGAGGUUGUUACAGAGACAGGUUGUAAAAUUAAUCCGUUUUUUGAUAGUGUUACGGUUAGAGGUGAAAAAAUUAAUAACGAUAAAGUAUUGAGUCAUGUGAAAAUUUAUGCCUAUCACAAGCCACGAGAAGUUUUAUGUAGUCGAGUUGACAAUCAAGGAAAUCGCGAAACAUUAUAUCAAAGACUUGAACGACUUGGAUUUGGACAUUUAAUAUCAGUGGGACGACUGGACUAUAAUUCUGAAGGACUUUUAUUAUUAACCAAUGAUGGACAGCUUGCACGUCACUUAGAACUCCCUCAAACAGGUCUACAACGACAUUAUUUGAUCAAAAUUCAUGGCAAAGUGACUCAAUCCAUGUUAGAUUCACUUCGAAAAGGAUCUAGCAUUGAAGGAGUUCACUACGCAGGAAUGGAUGCGACUAUUCACAGAGAGGGAGAAAAAUCGAGUUGGAUCAAGGUAGUUUUACAUGAAGGAAAAAAUAGAGAAAUUAGAAAGAUUUUCCAACAUUUACAUUAUCCCGUGAGUAGGAUCAUUCGAAUUCAAUACGGGCCCUACAAGUUGGAGAAUAUUCAAAAAGGACAGCUCAAAGCUCUUGAACUGCACAAUGACAUGAAAAAGUAUUGCAGUUCCAUCAGUAGACUUUCCGAGAAAAUUAUUAAGGAUCGAAUUGAUGAAGACCAAAAAGAACAACGACGACAUUCGAAUUGA
This is a messenger RNA of Naegleria lovaniensis, 1203 nucleotides long. RefSeq lists its product as uncharacterized. Gene Ontology annotation, biological process: pseudouridine synthesis. Gene Ontology annotation, molecular function: pseudouridine synthase activity; RNA binding. The record is from RefSeq and is a predicted model, not a curated record. NCBI's taxonomy places the organism in Eukaryota, Heterolobosea, Eutetramitea, Acrasida, Naegleriidae. The coding region runs from base 1 to 1203 and encodes 400 amino acids. The transcript has 3 exons.